This is a messenger RNA of Selaginella moellendorffii, 2097 nucleotides long. RefSeq names its product probable LRR receptor-like serine/threonine-protein kinase At2g16250. Gene Ontology annotation, biological process: protein phosphorylation. The coding region runs from base 751 to 1896 and encodes 381 amino acids. The record is from RefSeq and is a predicted model, not a curated record. Gene Ontology annotation, molecular function: ATP binding; protein tyrosine kinase activity. The transcript is spliced from 2 exons. NCBI's taxonomy places the organism in Eukaryota, Viridiplantae, Streptophyta, Lycopodiopsida, Selaginellales, Selaginellaceae.
AGGCAUGGCUGGCUUGGGUCUGUAAUGUGUAAGGUAAGGUAAGGCUGCUGGUUGCUGGCUGCUGCUUCUCAUACUACAUACAUGGAUGGAUAUUGAUAGUCCCUCUGCUGGCCACUCCUCUUACAGGUGCAAGAGUGUUUUUGGUGAUCAAGUGUUACUUCUCACAAACACUCCCUUGGUCCCAAGGGAGGAUUUGUGUGCUCCCUUUUCCUUGUACUCAAUCUUGCAGUUCUUUCAAUAUGCCUGCACCUCUGUUUUCUCUUUCCUUUUUUUCCUCUAAGAAUGUGAUUGAUCCUACAGUUGUAUGCUUUUCUUUUCUCCUUUUGCUGCAGAUGGGCUGCUGCGGAUAGCUGAGCUAGCUGAUGCAGUGCUGCAGAGACCGCAGCAGAGGAAUUGAAUCCUGUCUGCUUUGGGUUGCUUUCUCUCCUUGAGAAUUGCAGCUCUUUUCCUCCCUCUUUUUCUCUCUCCCCCGCUUUAGUAGCUCUGUGAUUUCUUCAGGGGCAUUUGCUGCUAGAGAAGGAAAAGGAAAAUAGGAUAGGACUACCCUCUCAACUCUGGUGUAGAUUCCUCAAAUUCCAAACGUUUUUCCUAUGGAGUUGUUCUUGCUGACGCGCGCUCUGUGAGAGCAGACAAUUGCAGCUGAAAAUUUCCCCGCGAGCGGCAUUUUUGAUCCCCAAAACUCCUCCCACUCGAGCUUUGAUCUCUCUCUCUCUUUCUCAUUCGCUUUCUCCUCCCGGCGAGAGAAACUUUAUGGAUGUGAGACUAGCCGUGUGGGGCGUUUUUGGCGGCCUGGGCUUCGCCUUCUUCCUCAUGCUCAUCGAGCUCCUGCGCAGAUACGGAGGGCGGGACGGCGCGGGAUCGUCCAGCGGUGCACCAAUCCUCGCGGAUUCCUCAUCCACCGCAGCAGCGGCGGCAGCGGCGGAGCUCUCAGUGGCCAAUCUCCUCCGCCAGGUCCUCCGCGACUUCUCCUACCAGCAGCUCCACCAGGCCACCAACGGCUUCGCGCAGGGCAAUCUCCUCCGCGAGGGGCUCUUUGCGGGCACCCUGGGCGGGGACGGCAAGGAAGCGGUGGUGAUCAAGAGCGUGGAGAGCCGCGAGAUGUUUGACGCGGAGGUGGCGAUGCUGGCGGGGCUGGGCCACAGCAGCAGCGCCAACAGGUUCGUCCAGAUCAUCGGCAUUUGCAGCAGCAGCAGCGCCGGAGGAGGGGGAGGAGGAGGAGGCGAUUGCGCGGAUGGGCAUGCGCAGCGAAUGCUGCUGGUGCUGCGCCAGAUGCCCAACGGAGAUCUGGCGUCGGCGCUGCGCCGGGGCGACGAAUUCAAAUCCUCCGACGGCGAGACGAGCGAGUCCUCGGACUCGUCCAGCGCCGGAUCCGCCAAGCCGCUGGACUGGAUCACGCGGUUCAAGAUCGCGAUUGGCGUCGCCGAGGCCCUCGCCUUCCUCCACCACGACUGCUCCCCGGCAGUAAUUCACAGGGAUUUGAAAUCCAGCAGCGUUUUCCUGGACGAAGGGUACGAGGUCCGGCUGGGGAGCUUCGGCAAAGCCUGCCGGCAGCAGUACGGAAGCGAUGUGUUCCCUGUGUACGACAUAUACUGCUACGGGAAGGUUUUGCUCGACCUGGUGUCGGGGCUGGACAUCAGCAGCUGCUGCGACGGAUUCGGCGAGGCGUGGCUGCACAGGGCGCUGCCGCUGAUGGAAUUCGGGAAGCGCGAUGCCUUCCUGAGGCUGGUGGAUCCGACACUGGUGCUGGACGAGGAUCACGUCAAGGAGCUCAUGCUGUUGGCGGUGAUCGCCAAGUCGUGCCUGGAUCCCGAGCACGCCCAGCACCAGACCAUGUCUAAUGUGCUCCAUAUGCUGCAGAACCCAGCCUUCUUUCUCGCUCUGGCGGGGCAAGGUUGAUUGAUGCGGUCUGGUCCACAGAAUCAUGGAAUGAAGGUGGAGUUUCAAUCCGUAAAGAGGGAUUGAGAUUGGAUCCCCUGAAAAGUUUUGCAUGUUAGAGAGAUGUAAAUAUGAAGACAUGUAAAAUGCGAAUCAAAACUAAAAGGUACAUGUACUCACACUUUUUAUCCAAUCAUUGACCAUGCUUAGUGAUUUCCCAAA